UAAUGGCGAUAUUUCCGACAUUAGUCGAGGGCAGGGAAGUGUCGCUGCACUUCCUAUGGCCAUAUUUGGGUGAGCAUCGGUGGAGCGUGAGCCCAGGAAAGCAUUUCGAAGGACCAAAAUGAGCUUUUGUCUGCCGUCUAUCACCAGAAAAAUAUCCAAACGUUGUUUUCACCUAAGUUGACUGCGUCACGCUCGCAGAGGAAGCGGCGUCCUGCAGCAGAGAGACAGCUUUGAUUCACGGGAACUCUGACACGCGCAGCAGCAAAAACAUUUCACACUGGAAAACUGUCAGCAGACACAGUGAAAGAUCAUGACAACGCUGCUGGACCUGAAGAGUAGUGUGCUGAGGCAGGUGCAGAGGAGCCAGUCGCUGAGGAGCCGAAGGGAGCCACCGCCAACCGCCAGCAGCCCCCUCACACACUGUCCUGACCCCUUACCUCGCAGGAUUUCCGAGGAGAGUGUGGAGUUCUUUGAGCGUGUAAAUGCCAUCCUUCAGAAACAGGAGAACAUGCUGCGGGCUGCCCAGGCUGAGUGUCAAAGAGGGGACUGCACGGUGCCGCCACCUCAAGAGCAUGUGGACCAGUCCUUUAUACCCGACAGAAUCAGCAGGACAGAGCUGGACCUGCUUUAUGAGGAAGCUGUGUACACGGUGGUCAACCGGGUGGGAGUGCCUUCACCAGAACAUAUGAAAAGUGACGAAGAGCUAUUUGCUUACCUGCUAAAGGUGUUUGAUAUGGGCGAAGAGGAACAUGACAUUAUUCUCCAAAAAGUUCAAGAAUCCAAGCGAGCCAGUUUUUCUUUGAGAGUUUCUGUUAUGAAGGCAAAGAAUCUGAUGGCCAAGGAUGCAAAUGGGUACAGCGACCCCUACUGCAUGCUGGGAAUCCUGGUGGGCCAGAGCCCGCGGGAGAUGGAGGAGAAGAAGGAGAGAAAGUUCAGCUUCAGGAAGAGAAAGGAGAAGCUGGAGAAACGUUCCAGCACCAAGGAGGUGUUACCUGCGAAGUGUAUCCAGGUGACUGAGGUCAAACCAGAGACUCUCAACCCAGUGUGGGACGAGCACUUUGUGUUUGAAAUAGAUGAUGUUCACAAUGACCUCUUACAUCUCGACAUAUGGGAUCACGAUGAUGACGUGUCUGUUGCUGAAGCCUGCAAAAAGCUCAAUGAAGUCAGUGGACUUCGCGGAAUGGGCAGAUAUUUUAAGCAGAUAGCAAAGUCAGUGCGUUCCAAUGGAUCUGCAUCAUCAGGUUCCGAGGAGAACGCUGAUGACUUCCUCGGAUGCAUCAACAUCCCCUUGAAUGAGAUCCCAGUUGUUGGCUAUGACACCUGGUUUAAGCUGGAGCCUCGAUCGAGUACUUCUAAAGUUCAGGGAGAAUGUCACCUGAUAUUGAAACUCUUCACCAGCCAGAGAGACACAGCUCUAUCUAAGAAAGACUCAAAUGUCUCUAUUCACAAGAAACUGCUGAGUCAGAUUGUGGAAUACGAGCACACUCACGUUAAGAGAGAGCCCUACAAUUGGAACGGGCAAGUUUGUCCUCCAGCAUGGACUGUACUGGCUCACCAUGCUGUGCAAACUGAUCUCUCGCCUCUCCAACAGGCCAUUAUUCGCUGGCAGUGCUACAGCAGCCACCAUAGGACCCAGAGGGUGUGCUACUCCCUGCUGCUACGCCUCCUGAGGACCAUCGAUGCAGAGUGGGACCCUGCCGCUGUGAGGGGCGACCUGGAGAGGCAGCUGUCAGACAGCUUCAGGCUGUACACAGAGCACUGCCUGUGUCUGAUGAAGAACAUGCGUCAGGUUUUCCCCUGCACCAGCGCUGCUGCCAUUACACGCUACGAGCUCAUGUUGAGGGGGAUUGGCCACAUGCAAAACAUGCAGGCAUUUAAGACUGUAUGUCCCCUUCGAAAUGAACUGCAGUUGGACAUCACUACUGCUGUCAAGAAAGGAAGUGCGGAGUGGUACGAGAGCUUAAUUGCACGAUAUAAACCAGAGGAGGGGACUCUGGAGGAGCAGCUAAAGAAGCUGGUUCAGGUGGUUGAUAGUGUGUGUGCAGACGUGCAGAGAGCCCAGAACAUCUACAACAAACUCUUCUACAGUGCAGUGAAAGUAGAUUUCCUCAGCAUAUCAUACCGGCAGUUGGAGAAACAGGUAGCUGAUGAUGUAAAUGUAGCGAUGGAGCGGGUUUGUGGGACUUUGGAGCAGGAGAGCUCCAGACUGACUCAGACAAUGGGAGAGACCAUCUUUGAGCUCUUCAUGUCAUUGAAAACCCUCAAAGGCUUCCGGGAGUUUCUUCCGCUCAAGGAUGCCAAAAUGUUGGCCUUGACAGGCUUUCAUAACUGGUUCAAGUCCUCGAUUCAUAAGUGGCUGCAGAUUGUUCAUGACAGAUCCUGUGACAGAAUUCGUAAGGCUGUGGAAACAGACAAGCUCGAGCCUGUGCAGCAUGCCAAACACAGUUCUUCAGCAGUGGAAGUGACAACGUGCUUCGGCCAGGUACGUGAGAUCUGGCUCCAGCUGGCCUGGCCAGACUCUGCGGGGGCCUUCAUCUUCAUCACUCGUUUGACAGAUAAUUUCUGCAGUGAGGCUGUGUGCUACUCAGAGAUGAUCACACGCAAGAUUGAGAGGAACCAGCAGGGCCAAGACCACAAGAGCUUCACAGUGCAGAUCUGCAUUGCCCUGAACAACACAGAGCAUGUGCGUGUUUUCCUGGGUCACCUGCCCCGUGACCUGGACUGGCAAGGUGUGGAGCGGGCAAUGGAGGAGUCCUGUGGGGUGGAGGGGAAGGAGCAGGUUUACAAGGCUCUCAAUGGGCAGCUGUUCAAUAUGGACCUGGACCUACAAAGAGAAGCCAAACGUCUCAUUACACUGCUCACUGACAAGAUGCUGCCUGAGCUGCGGAGGUACAUCCAACACAUCAGCCUGUCUCCAGACUCCAUCAACAAUGAUGAGGCUGUGGCCCCUCUUAUGAAGUACUUACAAGACACAAUGGUCAUCCUCACUCAAAACCUUGUAAAGGAGAAUCUGACUAGAGUUCUUCAAAGCAUGUGGGAGCUGCUCCUGCGAAUGAUCCUGGAUGCGGUUGCAGAAAACAGGGGCGUUCAGGUGGAGUUCUACAACCGUUUCCAGUACACAGUGGAGACCUUGUUGCAGUUCCUCCAUGCUAAGGGGGAGGGUCUUUCCCUGGAAGACAUGAAGAGUGGAGACUAUAAGGUCCUGGAUGAGGAGCUCAGGCUGAAUAAAUGCUCUUCCUUUGAACUGAUUGAACAGUACUAUCUGGAGAAGAUUUCCCAACAGAAAACACUCAAACAUACCCGUUACGGUCGGAUCAGUGUGAAGUGCUACUAUGACGCUCCAGAGCAGAGACUGACCGUAGAGAUUCUGCACGCUGCAGAUAUCAUUGCACUGGAUGCCAAUGGUCUGAGUGACCCAUUUGUCAUAGUGGAGCUCUGUCCUCACCACCUGUUCCCUAUGGCCAAGAGUCAACGCACGCAAGUGAAACUUAAGACACUGCACCCAGUAUUCGACGAACUCUUUUAUUUCCACGUCAGUCCUGAACAGUACAGACACAGGUUUGCCUGUUUGACCUUCACUGUGAUGGACUAUGACUGGCUUUCCACUAACGACUUUGCCGGUGAAGCUGUGGCUCCUCUCAGCGACUUCUGCUGGCCAGGGAGACCAAAUGCCUCACCAGCUGGCAAGAGUGUCCAGCCUGUCAUUCUCCACCUGUCUCGCAGUAAACCCAGUGAGAAACCAAUCAUGAGGAUGCUGGACGCUCGCAUCGGAGACAGGGAGGCUCAGGAGUUUGUCCGCAGGCUGAAGGAGAUUGAGAAGUCAAUGGAGGAAGAGUAAAAGUUGUCAGCGCUGCUGUAUUGGUGUUUUCUGACCACGUCUUGCAACAUGUGCUUUUGUACUGGUACGAUGUUUACAAUAUUUGAAUUUUUUCCAAUGUUAUUGUUUGUUCAGUAAUUAUACCAAAAUGAAAAGAAAAAAAGAAACAGUGAAGCUUAUCGCUGUUUUCUAACUGAGAGAUGAACAUCCUGUCACUGUGCAACCCUAUGCUGUCUCAGUUAAACUAUAUUUUAGAAUUUAAUGGAUAGUUGAUCCUAAAUGUUACUAGUCUAUAUUUUUUGUAAUUAAGUAAUUGUUAUCUUUGUUGUAUGAUCUUUGAUAUGAUAGAUUUAACAUUUCAGAACUAUUUUGUGGAAGUAGCUUACAUAUCCAAUAGUAUUCAGUCAAAGUCUAAAUCUAUACCUCAGAUAUUCUCAUUAGUUGCAGGGGAGUUUCAUAGAGACUUUUCACAUUCUCCAUGGACAGUGUGGAGAUAAAGUGCAUGAAAGCCUAUUUAGGAUGUGAAAGCUUGAACCAACACUGAUUUCCCUGAUCAUACAGUGGCGUACUAACAAACACUUAUGUAUAAAAAUACCUAUGUCAUGAAGGAAAUCAUGAAGACAUAGCUUUGGGGAAGUGCACUUUCUGAGACUUGAUGUUUUAAGGCCAGUCAGACAGAUCAGCAGCAGGGACAGGGCAACAGCCUAACACUCCCCUGAGGCUAACGCCACAGCUCCGGUUCAUCCGACUUUUCAGAUUGCUCUUCACAAAGCUCAUGAUGGGUCGUUGACAAGGCCAAACACCUUGCGCUGGGAGGACCAAUUCUUUUAACUCAGUUCCUUCUUGCUGUCUGACACCAGUAAGUCAACAUCUCUGAGGAAAUGUGUAAAUAUGUGACAGUUUUGCUGGCAACGGUGCACUAAUUUAAAGUUGUGUGAACUCAGCACAGUGACAGUGACAGAAACAAACUCAUCUGUCAUAUGUAAAAGAAGAAAUUGUUAAUUUAGAGAACUGAUGAGAAAAAACUGACAUGUGUACUGCUUUAAUCAAUCUGAAUCAGUGUUGGUAAUUUUAAAAUGAAUGAGCUACUAAUAUAUAUGUUUACAACUGAAGCUCUUGGCUGGGCACAGUGACUUCCUGGAGUCUCUGCUGGUUUUCUGGCUACCUCAUGGUAAUGACAAGCAAUUGUUAUCGGAUUAUCAUAAUAAAAUAUUCAGUGCAGACAUAUACUUUUAUGUACUUAAUGUAAUAAUACUUUAAACUAGAUUUUGCCAACCUGUGUAGCACCAGCAGGUGACAUUUUGGGAGGUAGCCCCCCACAGAAGGCAUUCAUUUUUCUGUAAGAAAUCUCUGCAAAAAGCUCAAGUGCAUUUCCUAGCACUGAAGUCAUUACCAACAAGAUUAUUUGUUGGUAAUGACUUUUAAACUUCACUUAAAUUACUAUUUCAAGUUUCACUUAUUUAUAUUGUGUAAAUAAGAACAGUUCAACCAAACAAGUUGAACUAAUUUCAUAUUCUUCAUUCAGUUCAAAUUGAUGCUUAAUUUGUGAAAUGAUUUAUCAUUUCAAAAGCUAUAUUCAAUACCAUUCAUACUGGCAUGGUUAUGUGGAUGCACCAGGAGACCCUGAUGCCUGAUAAUUGAAAGGUAGAGAAUACACCCUGAGGUCCCCAAAGAUAACACAGUGUGUGCCACAGUGGGUGGCCUCAUGUCCAGAUGGCAGAGCUUCAAAAAAAACGUAUUAGGAGAAACCCAGCUAAUUGCAGUUAAUGAGCUAAUGUAGCAUUCAGAGGUUCUUGAAACAGCCAUUAAACAUGGCAAAUGCCUUUGUUAUACUGACUUUAAAUCAAUACAGGGUCAUCACAUGCCUUUUAUUAGGACUAAAAUUUGAACUUGUGUCUGAGUGUGGGGCUUAAUCUCUUGAGGUAAAGAGAAAAGAAAUUUUGAACCUGUGCGGUGGCAUAAUUAUACUUAGGGGAUAGACAAGACCAGCAGCUCUCUUUGGUCUUACGGGCAUAACUCAACACCAUCUCUUGCCAGCACCCCAAAGCUAUGUGUCUUGACUAAAAGGUUAGGAUCUUAACACUUUGAAGAGAAAAAUAAGGCUCAGAUUAAAACCUGGAACCAACUAUCAUCUUGUGGAGAAUAUAAAAUUAUUAUGCAAUUGAAACAUUACAAAAAAAAAAAAAGAAGCACAAAUUCUGGUGACAGCUUAAUGAUGGAGUAGCCUAGAUUUUACUCUAGUAGCGGUAACUUAGCAAGCUAAUAUUAUCGUAGCAAAUUUAGAGGCGCAGUUUCCUGGACAGACAGAGUUUGAAUUAAACCGAGAUUAUGUUUAAAUUUGAAAAAGUUCUGGACUAACCAUCUUAAUUUCAGUCAGCUGUUCUCUGGUGAGAGCGCACUCUCACUAAAGAGAUUAAUAUCAAUCACCUGUAUGGUCCUCGUUAGAACUGGAAUGAAGGUGCUGAACUGCUCACAAAGAUCCCAUAAUAUAGUGGAAUCUAAAUCAUAAAAACAGACAAAGCAAUGAAAGCACUGAAACUUUCAAACUGGAGUUUUAAUUAAAGCCCAAACCCCCGACUGCUUAAAAAGAAGGACUAUUCAGAACCAUUUCUGAAAAACCUAUUUUGAGUUAAUAUGGUUGAAAAGGCCACUCUAGUUUAUUUAAGGCAUAAUUUAGGCUUUAUUCCUGUCUAGGAAACUUGCCCUUACUCUCACAAAUGUAGCUUAAAGUUUACAAUGAGUAAAUAUUUAAUAAGACAAGCAAGUCAUGCUCCUACUCAAAAACACCCAACAUCAAAAAAAUUAUGCCUAUUAAAAAAAUAUACUCAAAAAAUAUACUCAAAUCAGGCUUUUAGGAGUUCAUAAUGAAUGUUGCCAGUUAAAAUGUGGCACUUUUAUUGUAGAGAGACACCCUAAAGACAAGUCAACAGGAAUACAAAAUCGUAACAUGUUUAGUACAGAAACACUGAAAAACACUGUAGCAAGUAGGCUACCGAGAACUUAGCACCAAAAUGUUCACACCGACAGCAUUUUGAUAGUGAUGUAACUUAACAGUAGCUGCUUGUGUAGUGCUUUGUCGUUACCCUGUGGAGUUGUGAGGAUGAAGCACACAAAACCUAUAUCUAUGCCUGGAGAGUGUGCUGCAUUACAGGGAUUGUUCAGGUGUUCAUGAAGACUGCCUUAGUUAAUGGGAGCAAGGAAUGCUUUUGGUCUAUCUGAACAGCACUUGCCUUUUAUGUUUUAUUUUGUUUUUUAAGAUAUUGCAGGCAGAAUUUGUCUUUGUGUGCAUUGUUACUGAACUCUUUCUUCGUUAGUAUAUUAAUAUCACCUGCCAUUGUUUAUGUUUACAACAUACUGUAGGUUAUCAUAAACAAAGACAGAUGGACUUCAUAUAAAUAGUUAAUGUCUAUUGACUAAAAUAUUCUUAAUUUUCAGUGUGGCAGUUAUAUUUUAUCUAUAUGACUUUUAAAACCAGCUAUUCUGGUCAGAUGUUUACACCAAAAAUCAACCUCACCAAUAGAUAGUCAAAUAAAGCUAAUAUCUAAUAAAAUGUAUAAGUCACAAUAAAACUUUCACACCCGAGGUAGGUGUUCCUGGCACGUCCAGCUGGGAGGAGACCACGGGGCAGACCGAGGACCAGGUGGAGAGAUUAUAUCUCAACACUGGCCUGGGAGCGCCUCGGGAUCCCCCAGUCAGAGUUGGUCGAUGUGGCCAGGGAAAGGGAGGUUUGGGGUCCUCUGCUGGACUUGCUUCCCCCGCGACCUGAUCCCGGAUAAGUGGAUCCAGAUGAGAGUGAGAGAGAGAGAUAAAACUUCACGUAAUUCACAUAUUUUUAACAGUAAUAUUAUUAAAAAUUAAAUUUCCAUCAGUUCCAUCUAUUUCCAUGUUUUUUGUGAGAAAAGUACAGUGUCUUUCCCAUUAAAUACAAUUGUUUAUGUUCAGUCACAGUAUUGUAGAUGUCCUUAUGUUGCACAGGCUGGCAAUCUGGUCAGUAUUAACUGAGUAAAUUGAUUUAUUCUGGUGAUGUUCAAAUUCAAAGAAAGUAUUUUAGUCUUCAAAUGUUCAGUGAAGUCAAUAGUAUUAUUAUUGUAUUAAUUUCCUACAAAGUACAUUUAAUAAAAGACUAUUUUUUUUGGUCAUAAUGAAAAAAAAAGGAUAUGUUUAAAGGUCUUAGUAUCCAGUUUGGAAAACAUGGAAAAGGAUAUCGGACUGUGAAUCAACAGAAUAUCGUCACAAUUUAAUGACCACCAGUGCUGACAUAUUUUAUUUAAGGUACUAAUAUAAAAAUAUUGUUGAAUUAAGUAUUUGGUUUGUUGUCUGUCGUCCAAAUUUAAAGGCAACAGGUAGUGAAAUGUAUCUUCAAGAGGCAAAACACCUUUGUUAUUGUAAAAGUGAAUUAUUUGUCCUUCAAUUGUAAAUGCCUGUGUUGCUGUUUAUUGGAUUAUACCUUAAGGAUGAUGUCUAUGACCUUGAAUAAAAAUUGUAUUUAAAUUUAAA
Molecule: messenger RNA, 8314 nt
Organism: Dicentrarchus labrax (European seabass)
Lineage: Eukaryota; Metazoa; Chordata; Actinopteri; Moronidae
Gene: baiap3
Product: BAI1 associated protein 3
Exons: 34
Coding region: 311-3838 (1175 amino acids)
Source: RefSeq, a predicted model, not a curated record